AUGGAAAAUGAAGAGUUACCACCUGGCUUUCUAUCUCUUACACUGACGUAUAAAAGGAAAAUCGUCGAUGUAACUCCAUUAACACUUCUAAAGAUUUCAAAGAUUAUCAAGUGCAAGAAAAACCCUUUUUUCUCUCAUGACCGUUCAUCAUCUUCUUUGUCGAUUUCAAUGGCUACAUCAUCAGAAACUCCUUUUAGCACUGAUCAAUCUGCAACAUCAGGGCUUCUUGAAAUCAAGGAUAACCAAAAUAUGAUAUUGGAUCUUGAUCUAUUGAAGUAUGACGCCUUUCUUCAACCACUGAUAGAAUUCUUGAGACACUCACUAUUGGCUAAUACUUUAUCAAAUUAUGUUCAUGUUCCUCCUCUAGUUCAUUUGUCAAAAGCCUUCACAACAGCUUGUUAUGAAGAGAGUAGUGCUACCAUACUUUUCGCGGUUGGUACUCAACAAUCGACCACCACAAGAUUGAGAGCAUGA
Molecule: messenger RNA, 474 nt
Organism: Lactuca saligna
Lineage: Eukaryota; Viridiplantae; Streptophyta; Magnoliopsida; Asterales; Asteraceae
Source: the annotation of a GenBank genome assembly